This is a messenger RNA of Salvia splendens (bonfire salvia), 994 nucleotides long. RefSeq names its product WUSCHEL-related homeobox 4. Gene Ontology annotation, cellular component: nucleus. The coding region runs from base 154 to 750 and encodes 198 amino acids. The record is from RefSeq and is a predicted model, not a curated record. Lineage: Eukaryota; Viridiplantae; Streptophyta; Magnoliopsida; Lamiales; Lamiaceae. Gene Ontology annotation, biological process: procambium histogenesis; cell division; phloem or xylem histogenesis. Gene Ontology annotation, molecular function: DNA-binding transcription factor activity; DNA binding. The transcript has 3 exons.
UUAAUCUACUACCCUCACUCUUAACUUUAUUUCCCUCUUUAUUUUCUUUUCCCCUCUUCUCAUCAAUGUCACCACCUUUCUAGCCUACACACACACACAUACACACACACAUAUAUAUAUAUAUAACCACCACAACCUUUCCCAAUCAAAAAAAUGUCACCCGUGCGAACCCAAGCCUCCAUGAAAGUCGCACGUGGGUACGAGUCGGCCACCCUCGCCCUCGCCUGCAAGCGCCUCCGCCCCCUCGCCCCCGCAUCCGCCUCCACAGCCGCCGCGUUCGAUAUCAAGAGCUUCAUCAGACCGGAAAGUGGUACUAGGAGACAUGGAAACUCGGAUUAUCAGAAAAGAGAAUCAGUUCAGCAGGCGGUGCCCGGUGGGACGAGGUGGAGUCCGGCACAAGAGCAGAUCGAAAUACUCGAGAGGCUUUACCAAGGCGGCAUGCGAACCCCCAACGCCCAGCAAAUCGAGCAGAUCACGGCGCAGCUCGCCAAUUACGGCAAGAUCGAAGGGAAAAACGUGUUUUACUGGUUCCAAAACCACAAGGCGCGUGAGCGCCAGAAGCAGAAGCUCGGCAGGCUGAGGCCGCCUCCUCCCUUUACCGCGGGAGAGGAGUUGGAUUGUGGAGGUCAAAAAAGGAAAUGUGGACCGAGGGCGUUCGAUCAAAGCGUUGAAGUAGAUUAUAGAUGUUUAGAAGAAGGAGAAGAUAGAACCCUCAAGUUAUUCCCUUUGCACCCAGAGGGAAGAUCUUGAGGGUUUAAUAAUGGAAUUAAUGUUUGGCAUUAAUUAAUUAUGGUUAUUUGUAGUCGAAUAACUGUAGACGUUUCUGUUUAGCUUUUUAUUUGUAGUAUGCUUUUGAUUAAUUAAUGCUAUGCAGCUGCCAGUCCAAUGUUUACUUUCCUUUUUUUUCUUGGUUUGAAGAAGGGAAGGGAGGAAGAAAAUUAGUUGUAUGUGGCCAACUUUCUGAACAUAUUUUCAGUUAUACAGUGAAUUAUUU